Molecule: messenger RNA, 1473 nt
Organism: Aspergillus welwitschiae
Lineage: Eukaryota; Fungi; Ascomycota; Eurotiomycetes; Eurotiales; Aspergillaceae
Product: cytochrome P450
Exons: 2
Coding region: 1-1473 (490 amino acids)
Molecular function (GO): oxidoreductase activity, acting on paired donors, with incorporation or reduction of molecular oxygen; heme binding; monooxygenase activity
Source: RefSeq, a predicted model, not a curated record
AUGCCUACCAUUCUGGCCAUCGUCGUGAUAUCGUACAUUGUGUACACCGUUUGCGCGGCCAUCUGGAACAUCUAUUUCCAUCCGCUCCGUCGGAUUCCCGGCCCAAAGCUAUGGCUAGCCUUUCCCAUCUUACGCUACAUCUCAUUCAUGAGAGGAGUAUUGGAUAGGGACAUGCGAACAUACCACAAUCAUUACGGCGGAGCCGUUCGCUUCAGCCCAAAUGAGGUCUCGUUCAUCACCACGCAGGCGUGGAAAGACAUUUACGGCCACGGGCAUCGGCAGUUGCCCAAGGUGCCAGGGUCAAUGAACAAUCCCAUGGAUAUUAUCAGUGCAAACGACUCCGACCAUACUCGAUUUCGCAAGGCUAUAUCCCAUGCGUUCUCUGCUAAGGGUCUUCAAGCCCAGGAACCUUUCAUCAUGGAGUAUGUCGACAAGCUUAUCAACAAGCUGGACAGUAUGGCCAAGUCACAAGUAGCCGUGGAUAUGGCGAAGUGGUACAAUCUCACAACAUUCGACCUGAUUGGAGACCUCGCUUUUGGAGAAUCAUUUGGUGGACUGGACUCGACGGAGUACCAUUACUGGGUGUCAACUAUCUUCGAGUUCAUCAAGGCCAUAGCAUUUGCCAGGUUCAAAGAUAAUUAUCCAAUGAUGUUCCAAGUCCUAGAGCGCUUCCUACCAAAACACCUGUUGGAGGCAAAAAGAAGACAGGACGAAUAUAGCUGGAAUACAGUACAGAAGCGGUUGCAUCAUCAGAGAGAUCGUGGUCAAGCAGACUUCAUGCAGUCCAUGCUUCGUCACCGCGGAGAAAAGGACGGGUUGACGGAUGAGGAGCUCGCAGCCAAUGCAAGUAUCCUUGUCAUUGCUGGCAGUGAAACCACAGCAACGCUGCUAUCUGGGCUGACGUAUUGGUUGCUCCAACACCCUAAGGAAAUGGAAAAAGUGAAAUUCGAAGUGCGAUCUGUCAUGAAGACCGAGGAAGAUAUCGAUGUCAAUAACGCCACAGCUAAACUUCCCUACAUGCUGGCAUGUAUUGAUGAGGCCUUUCGUAUGUACCCCCCUGUCUCGGGCGGCUUACAGCGAUACGUACCAGACACGCCUACUGAAAUCUCGGGAUAUCUGCUCCCCCCUAAGACAAACGUAUCUGUUCACCAGUCUGCUGCAUACCGGUCUCCUCUCAACUUCUAUAGACCCGAAGAAUUUAUUCCAGAACGAUGGUUGCCUCAAUCAAAGAACGACCCCUCAUCGCCGUUCUACCGUGAUAAUCGGGAUGUUCUGCAACCCUUCUCAGUUGGUCCACGGAACUGUAUAGGCCGGAACUUGGCCUAUGCAGAAAUGCGUGUCAUCCUUGCCAGAGUCCUGUGGAACUUCGAUAUCGAAUUGUGUGAAGAGAGUCGGGACUGGCAUAAUCAGAAAUCGUAUAACCUGUGGGCGAAACCCCCGCUCAUGUGCAGGCUUAAGGCUCGCGUUCAUUGA